Cylicostephanus goldi is the source of this 495-nucleotide messenger RNA. NCBI's taxonomy places the organism in Eukaryota, Metazoa, Nematoda, Chromadorea, Rhabditida, Strongylidae. The record is from the annotation of a GenBank genome assembly.
AUGAAAAAAUGCAAGCAACGUGAUCCAUCAAAACCGAUAGCAUUCAACGGAUCAUGCAUUGCUUCUGCAAUCGAAGGGCUCAAAACGCCGUAUGAUCAGUACUUCACAAAUGUGAUGACGAAGAGAUCGUCUGGAAUUGAUCAAUCUGGCGGGAUUAACUGGCCAGCUUUACUUGCACUAGCUAUCAUAUGGAUACUUGUUGGUUUGAUACUGUUAAAAGGCUACGUUUACCUUGGAAAAGCAGCAUAUGUUUUUUCUAUAGCUCCUUUUGCAAUCGUUUUCGUUGUGUUCUGGCGUGCCAUUACGUUAGACGGUGCAAUAUUUGGAGUAUACUACUACUUUGGUACACCAGAUUUCCACUUGCUGCUUCAUCACGAGACUUGGAUGGAAGCUUUGAUGCAAGUGUGCUUCAACCUUAACGUCGGUUACGGGGGAAUAAUUGUUGUUGCUUCUUACAACAGAAGAAAAAACAACUGUUACAAGGCUAGCACUUAA